This is a messenger RNA of Diceros bicornis minor, 3932 nucleotides long. RefSeq names its product WAS/WASL interacting protein family member 2 (gene WIPF2). The coding region runs from base 239 to 1561 and encodes 440 amino acids. Gene Ontology annotation, molecular function: actin binding. NCBI's taxonomy places the organism in Eukaryota, Metazoa, Chordata, Mammalia, Perissodactyla, Rhinocerotidae. The record is from RefSeq and is a predicted model, not a curated record. The transcript is spliced from 8 exons.
UGAGGACGGUGGGAGCAGAUCCAUUUCCGGGUUGGCAAAAGGGGCGGCGGCGGCGAGAAAGGGAGCUUGCUGGGGGGCGAGCAGGACGGGACGACGGUGGAGCGGAUUUGGCGGAGGAUUCGCUCCCGGAGCCGCUGCGGCCAGGUCGGAAAGAGGCCGAGGAGGCUGGGUAUAUGAGUGACCUAAAGCUGCAAAUUAAAACGGAGAGAGAGCAGUGCCAACUGCGAGCAGGGCAAGGAUGCCAAUUCCUCCUCCCCCUCCACCCCUGCCUGGUCCUCCUCCACCUCCCACUUUUAACCAGGCAAACACAGAGCUGCCCAAGCUGAGUAGAGAAGAGCAGCGGGGUCGAGGUGCCCUCUUACAGGACAUCUGCAAAGGGACCAAGCUGAAGAAGGUGACCAACAUUAAUGAUCGGAGUGCUCCCAUCCUUGAGAAACCUAAAGGAAGCAGUGGUGGUUAUGGCUCUGGAGCAGCUGCCCUACAGCCCAAGGGAGGUCUCUUCCAAGGAGGGGUGCCAAAGCUCCGACCUGUGGGAGCCAAGGAUGUUUCAGAGAACCUAGCUGGUAAGCCAGCUCUACAAGUCCCCAGUUCCCGAGCUGCUGCUCCAAGGCCUCCAGUGUCUACAGCCAGCGGGCGCCCUCAAGAUGAUACCGACAACAGCCGAGCCUCCCUCCCAGAACUGCCCCGGAAGCAGAGACCGUCGUUACCGGACCUCUCCCGGCCUAAUACCACCAGCAGUACGGGCAUGAAGCACAGCUCCUCUGCCCCUCCUCCGCCACUCCCAGGGCGGCGUGCCAAUGCACCCUCUACACCUCUGCCUAUGCACAGCAACAAAGCCCCAGCCUACAACAGAGAGAAACCCUUGCCGCCCACACCUGGACAAAGGCUUCACUCUGGUCGAGAGGGACCUCCUGCUCCACCCCCAGCCAAACCACCUCCUUCCCCUGUGAAUGUUAGAACGGGACCAAGUGGCCAGUCUCUGGCCCCUCCUCCUCCGCCUUACCGCCAGCCUCCUGGGGUCCCCAAUGGACCCUCCAGUCCCACUAAUGAGUCAGCCCCUGAGCUGCCACAGAGACACAAUUCUUUGCAUAGGAAGACACCGGGGCCUGUCAGAGGCCUAGCGCCUCCUCCACCCACCUCAGCCUCCCCCUCUUUACAGAGUAAUAGGCCUCCUCCCCCAGCCCGAGACCCUCCCAGUCGGGGAGCAGCUCCUCCAGCCCCGCCACCCAUGAUCCGAAAUGGUGCCAGGGAUGCUCCCCCUCCCCCACCACCAUACCGAAUGCAUGGGUCAGAACCCCCGAGCCGAGGAAAGCCCCCACCUCCGCCCUCCAGGACGCCAGCUGGGCCACCCCCUCCUCCUCCACCACCCCUGAGGAAUGGCCACAGAGAUUCAAUUACCACUGUCCGAUCUUUCUUGGAUGACUUUGAGUCAAAGUAUUCUUUCCACCCAGUAGAAGACUUUCCUGCUCCAGAAGAAUAUAAACACUUUCAGAGAAUAUAUCCCAGCAAAACAAACCGAGCUGCCCGUGGAGCCCCGCCUCUGCCACCCAUUCUCAGGUGAAGCCUGGCUUGGUCCUGUUCCUCAGGAAAAGGAUGGACCCUCUCCUCUUCUCAGAUGGUCCCUUCCAUUCCCCUGAAACCUGCAUGAGAGCUCCUAACAUGUUUCUCCAGUGCAGCCAACCUGUAGACUCCAAGCGUCCUCCCUGCUCACCUCCAUCUAUGCAUCUUGUCUCUGGACUUGGUGAUCAGACUCUUUAUAUUGACAGUGGGGUCUCAAACCCUGCAUCCAUGUAUCCUCUAGCAAGCUUUGCUAGCCAGAUGAGGAAAAAGCUUCCAUGUCUCCCUCUUUCCUCUUGGGGAAAGGUGCCUUGUUGUGAUGAAUUAACUCACUGGGGCAGGAUGGAGAAUGCUACUCCUGCCUCCUCCUACCACUGUGGGGGGAACUUGGUGGGUAUAUAUUAGAUUUCAUCAUUUGGGAGGUUGGAGGCUGGCAUGGCCAGGACUUCUGGGGAGUGGGCAUUUUUAGUGAAACAGGAAGGGAGUUUGCAGAGAAGUGAUCUGUUUUAAAGGUCAAGUUUGGAGAAAGGGCAAGGAAAUGGGUCUGCUUUAUUUUUAGGGGUAUUUUGGUUUUGCUCUUGCCCCAUGGCUCCCCCCCGCAGAGAUAAGUUGGAUAUAAACACUAAAUACUAAUCAGUUGAACUAAACAUCUAAUAAAAAGAGAGGAUGAAAUAAACUGGGGAUCCUUUUAGAGCUAGUCAGUUCCUCUGAAGCAAAGGGACCAGGAGCCAUUUGAGUCCUCUGGGCCUCCCUACCCCAUUUCCUCAGGGCGCUGAGACUGAGGGAUGUUUUUCCUCCGCCCCUUCACUCCCCAAGAGAAAAGUUAUUUUCAUUCAUUCAUUCCAGAUUCACAAAUCCCAAAAACCUCCGGUGGGAGAUAGGAAGACAGGGCCUUGGCCUUAACCUUAACCUUGAGUCUGCCUCAGUCUUUUCUGACUGGCCCUGAAGGCCACUGGCCCUUUCAGUCCUGUCCAGAAACUUCAGCCCCUGGUGGGUGCUCCAGAAUGACAAAGAAGGGAAGAGUGAAGCACCUUGUGGAAGGGACCAGCUCUGUGGGCUACGAAAGACUUUAACUAAGGCCUACUCGUUCCGAAGUUCGCGGCCCAUCUGACUGAGCAGGAUCUUCCUGUUCGUUUCUCCACCACCCUUGCCUUCCCAAGACUGCAGGGGUUAACACAGCAGAGUAGACAAGGGUGAGGAAGUCUAUGGGGGUAGUCAAAGAUUCCUCGGUGCCAAGAAGCACAAAGACUUGGGUGAGGUGUGCCUAGUCCAGUUGAUCUUCCUUGGCAGCCAGCAAUAUGUUGUUUCUUCUUCUUCUAAGUCCUAGGUAAAGAGCACAGAGAAAAUGAGGGUUCCCUAAGUAGGAACUGAGCUUGGAUGAUGGGACAGGGACUUCUCCAACAGCAGGACGGGGCUCCUGGGCUCCACACACCAGAUGGUUUAGUUUGCGACUGCUCUUGCCAAAUGUAGAGACUGCUCAAAGCUUGCAGUGAGAGCAGGGAGGCUGUGGCUAUUCCUUCAAAUGGAUAGGGAGAAUCAGUUAAAAAACUUCACCAGAUGCAUCGUAGGCUCAAACCCUCUUAGGGGCCUUUCCGAUUUAUUGGAUCACAGACUAAGGAUCUGUGCAUGGUGCCCAGUGAAACCAAAGUCUUUCCAAUGCUAGAUGAGAGAGGGUUCAACCUGGGUUAUUUGUAUGAGGGCUGCUAUCCUUUGCCAUCCCUGGACCACAUUGACUCUCGGGGCAAACCAUGAUUAGGUCUGUCACCAAACUUUUUCUAAUCAUUCUUUUUUUAUCAUUCUUAUUUUCAAAUCUGUUAGCAGUUAUCUUCCAGCAGUAUCCCCAGCAUCCUGAAGCCAGUAGAGCUGUGAGAGGGGAUGCUGGUGGAGGGAAAAGGAGAGAGUACAGAGUUGAUACUGCAGCAGAGUUCCAGGGUAGAUACUGACCACUUAUUGAACUUGGACUGUGAAAUUUUCCCAUUUAUUUUUUAAAUGGGAAUUGAUGCCUUUGUACAAUGUUAUCAAAGUAUAUCUUUUUCACCCCUUUCCUCAAACACAGAGCGUCAAAAUAAGUAUCACAAGAAAAAGCCAAACCCCAGCUUUUCACUGGGGCCGUCUUCCUUCCCUGUGACCUGCUGCCCCUCAUAUUCCACUACAUUUGGACUGUGUCGCGUGGGUAUUGAUUGUAUUUUCAUAUUCUUGGCCUCAUGAAAAAAGGCCUCUGCCUAGAUCUAGUCGGCUGGAUUUUCUUCAGAACAUGUUGAUGACAUAGUACCUAUUUAAAUGUCUUUGCCUUAUACGUUAUUUGAUCUCUCUGUUAAUAACAGAUUUAUUAUCAUGUAUAUUUACUAUUGAAGAAUGGGAAUGUGAUCCUCGUA